UUCUCUCAAUCCCAAACGACUGGCUAAUCAGCCACAUUUCUCCACGAGUAGCUGAACCCACGCGGCGUCUCCACCAACAGCCUCAAGAAAUGGCGAGGAGAAGAACGUCAAGGUCUAGAAAUUCUUCUUCAACUUCUGCUUCCACCGAAAGCCCUAAGGAACAAACCGACGGGAAAAUGGCGCUGAGAGUAACAACAUCUGAAAAGACGAAGAAAUCCAGAAAGAAGCCCAAAACAUUGGUUUCUAAGAAACAGGCUGCAAAAAUUAACGCAAUGAAGCCAAAAAAACCCCCAACGGCUUUCUUCUACUACUUGGAGGAUUUUCGUAAGGAAUACCAAGAACGGAAUCCAGAUGUCAAGUCAAUGCGCGAUGUUGGCAAGGCCUGCGGGGAGAAGUGGAAGACAAUGACAUAUGAUGAAAAGGUGCAAUACUAUGACAUUGCUACAGAAAAGCGAGCGGAGUUUGAUAGAGCUGUGGCAGAGUUCGAGAAAAGAAAGGAAACUGGGGAUUUUGAUGAGCUCAAGGAUGAUUCGGACUUUGAUGAAUAGAAGUGUACUUUAGCUGGUGGUCUCAACUAUCUAUGUAUCAUCUCUGUACAUUAUUCUCAAGGUUUCUUCUUAUGUAAUGGGCAAAUUGUGAAUUUAUCUGCUGUUGAGCCAAAUAUACUAGUAUUUUGUAUAAAGCUUGCCAUCAAGCAUCCUGUCUUUGUAAACAUUGCAAAAACUGUUGAAUUUGUAUCAGACUUUAGAUGUUUACGUAAACCUUCCUUGUUAACAAGGCAGCCUCUAUUCAUGUAAUAGAUUUGCCGAAUUUGAAAAUACCACGCUUCAAGGAAUAUUUAUUACAUUCUCUUAGUGCUACAAUAAGAAAUUGAGAUGUUCCAUU
This is a messenger RNA of Olea europaea var. sylvestris, 885 nucleotides long. Its product is annotated as high mobility group B protein 14. The coding region runs from base 90 to 548 and encodes 152 amino acids. The record is from RefSeq and is a predicted model, not a curated record. The transcript is spliced from 6 exons. NCBI's taxonomy places the organism in Eukaryota, Viridiplantae, Streptophyta, Magnoliopsida, Lamiales, Oleaceae.